CAGGGCGGACUCGACCGGAAGUGGAGAGUUGGAGUUCGGUGUUCGUAUUUUCUCUCCGACCAAGACAGUGAAAAGCAGUUCCUGGUUACCGGGCAGGAGAUUCCUGUCUCUCCCUUCCCUGCAACAUGAGUUUCCUCUUCAGCAGUCGAUCUUCAAAAACAUUCAAGCCAAAGAAGAACAUCCCAGAAGGAUCUCACCAAUAUGAACUUUUGAAGCAUGCAGAAGCCACACUGGGUAGUGGGAAUCUCCGGCAGGCUGUAAUGCUUCCAGAAGGCGAGGAUCUCAAUGAGUGGAUUGCAGUUAACACUGUGGAUUUCUUCAAUCAAAUCAACAUGCUGUAUGGAACAAUAACAGAGUUCUGCACAGAAACCAGUUGCUCAGUGAUGUCGGCAGGACCAAGGUAUGAAUACCACUGGGCUGAUGGUACCAAUAUAAAGAAACCCAUUAAGUGUUCAGCUCCCAAAUAUAUUGAUUACCUGAUGACAUGGGUGCAAGACCAACUUGAUGAUGAGACUCUCUUUCCUUCAAAGAUUGGUGUCCCUUUCCCUAAGAACUUCAUGUCUGUUGCAAAGACCAUCCUGAAGCGUCUUUUUCGGGUGUAUGCACAUAUCUACCACCAGCACUUCGACUCUGUGAUGCAGCUACAGGAAGAAGCUCAUCUCAACACAUCAUUCAAACAUUUCAUUUUCUUUGUACAGGAGUUUAAUCUGAUUGAUCGCAGAGAGCUGGCACCGCUUCAGGAACUGAUUGAAAAGCUGGGAUCCAAAGACAGAUAGGUCCUUUGCUGCAGAAAUGCCUUUAUCUGUGAUACCCGGUAUCCUGUCUCCCCAUGCACAUGCUGCAGCUCGUAUCUUUGUCGUAUUAAAUUAGCUACCUGAAGGGAAUUCCUGAUGCCACUGAAGGGGAGAUGCUUCACCAGAAGUCUUCCUUUUUAGACAAAACUGAUAGCCUUGCAUUAUUUUUGUAUGAACUGUUUUUAUAGACAUGCUUUAAAGGAGAACUCCACUAAGUGCUUCAGAGCACCUCAGUCUUAUUAAAGUUUUGAGUUUUGUUUCUGAAUUCUGCUGAUCUAUCUAUAUAUUUUGCUUUCAUUGCAUUUUUUUCCUCUGCUGUUUUUGUAGUGUACAUGCAUUGCUUAAAGAAAAGGGUUAGAGGGGCAAUUUUUUUUAAAAAAUAUUAAGAAGCCAUUUUAUGAAACCAUUGUAAUACUGCCCUAAAAUUUACAAAUUGGUGUGUGGGGGGGGGGGGGGGGUUUAAACAGCUGCUCAUAUUUCUUGCAUAACUACUCAAAACCUAUUCUAUUCAUCCACAUUGAAUCAUAAAUGAAUUAAAGAACUGCAAAGGUCAUUAAAAAAAAAAAUAUGGGCAUUAUAAAAUAAAUACCAAUACAUAGUGUUAAUGUCUUCACUGUCCAAAUAGGGUUUAAUUUUAACAUCUGGGAUAGUGAUAGGCCUGAUAUGUUUACCCCUCUGACAGAUCUAUAAAAUCUUCACAUCAUUCUUUUCAUCUGUUUAAACCACUUUUUAUGAGCUUUGUAUUUUAAAUUGUGUUAUGAUAUUAAUAUUUUUAAAGUUUGUAUUUUGAGAGUUCUUUUAAAAUAAACCUCCAUCAAAUUGUUGAAUCCAUAAUCUAAUGCUGUAUACUUUAGAGGCUUUAUACAAAUGAAUUUUACAAAAAAGGUAAAUGCAUAUUUUGAAGUCACCUUUAAAUAUAUAUAAGCAUAUAGGAGCAUAGUGUAUGCGGCAAAUUACCAUGAGAUGUUUUGGCCAAAAUACUUGCAUUUUGAAGUUUUGUGUUACUUCUAAAUGUAUAGAUUUUAACAUUUUUACUUUUUUCUUUUUUUCUUUCUUUUUUUUUCUUUUUUUUUUUAAAUCUCAUUGUAGCCUACAAUCCUCCUUGAUUUUUUUUUUUUUUUUGCUUAUUUUCUAACCUUUAUCUGACUGCACUUUUUUGCCUAUGAGCCUUAAAUGUACUUGGAAUUCUUAGGUUCUAAGAAGCAAUUUUUAGAAUAGUGAAACUAUAUGAGGGCUUGUUUUAUGCAUCACAACCACAUUUUGCAGACCCACCACAGUGAACACUGCUACUACCUACCUAUAUUGGUGGUUAAAUGUGGAAAAUCACAUACUAUUUUUAUAAGGAAGCAUGUAUGGACUUAAUGCAAUACUAUUCAUUUCUGCCAUCAUAACAUUCAUUAUGAUGAAUCUUGUAAGAGAGAUUUCUAGCACUUUUCCUGUUUUAUAACAGGAAUGCAUUCUUUUCGGACUUGCCUUUCACACUAUGUAGCUGCUUAUAUAUAGAAGUGUCUAGGAAAGCAUAGUUAAUGUUACAGAACUAUAUCUGCAGCCUUGUAUACAAAAGUGAUGUGAAUUACAUGGGACCAGUAAGUGCAUACUCAGAUGUGUUAUUUGUAUAAUGGAGUAACUUUUUAUCUAUUGCAUUUUCAUACUGGUGAUGUGAGCAUUGGGAGCUCUGCAGCAACAGACAUUUCAUUGAAUAUAUGCUGCCCUUUCAGAGUACCAUUACUUUAAAAGGGAUAAACACUGUAUUCCUAAAAAGACAUUCUCACGGUUAAGAGAACAUAUGGACAAUGCAGUGGUGUCACAAUUCCACAUUCUAUUAGGUUGCUGUGCUUUUACUGCAGGGAAUAAAGAAACCGAAUUGCCAGGCAUGCGAUUACUAUAUCACGUUGUUUGUGCCAGUUGAAAAACAAGAACUUAAAUUUGUAUACCUAUAUAUUUGGCAGUUACAGAGAACAAUUUAUUUCAAUAGCAAAUUUCUUUAAUGUUUAGUUCAUAUAUAUUUUUUUUAUGAGAUUGUAAUAAAAUACUUUUUGACUUGUGUAGUA
Bombina bombina (fire-bellied toad) is the source of this 2845-nucleotide messenger RNA. It is a transcript of the gene MOB1A, whose product is annotated as MOB kinase activator 1A. Gene Ontology annotation, molecular function: protein kinase activator activity. The transcript is spliced from 6 exons. Gene Ontology annotation, cellular component: cytoplasm; nucleus. Lineage: Eukaryota; Metazoa; Chordata; Amphibia; Anura; Bombinatoridae. Gene Ontology annotation, biological process: positive regulation of protein phosphorylation; hippo signaling. Bases 126 to 776 code for a protein of 216 amino acids. The record is from RefSeq and is a predicted model, not a curated record.